This is a messenger RNA of Agrilus planipennis (emerald ash borer), 1432 nucleotides long. RefSeq names its product ras-related protein Rab-30. NCBI's taxonomy places the organism in Eukaryota, Metazoa, Arthropoda, Insecta, Coleoptera, Buprestidae. The coding region runs from base 251 to 862 and encodes 203 amino acids. The record is from RefSeq and is a predicted model, not a curated record. The transcript is spliced from 4 exons. Gene Ontology annotation, cellular component: trans-Golgi network. Gene Ontology annotation, molecular function: GTPase activity; GTP binding.
GAUUAAUUUUUGUUUAUUAAAAUGAGGCAAUAUGUCAAAUGUACAUUAUAUUGUAAAAUUAAAUAAUGUUUGUGAAGUUAAAGAAAUGUUCUGUAUAAACUGUUUUCCAAAAAUAUGGAAACGUCAUGUUGGGAAGUUACAACUAUUCAAAUAAUUGUCCAUAUGACGUAAUUUUUAUUCUUGUAUAAGUAAAUAAAGGCAAGCUUUAAGGACGCAAUAACCAUCCUCGUUGCUUACAAUUUCUGCAGUCAUGGAAGACUACAAAUUCUUAUUUAAAGUUGUGUUAGUAGGUAAUGCAGGUGUUGGGAAAACAUGUUUAGUGAGACGUUUUACACAAGGACUCUUUCCACCUGGGCAAGGUGCAACAAUUGGUGUAGAUUUUAUGAUAAAAACUGUGGAAGUUGAUGGAGAAAAAGUAAAAUUACAAAUUUGGGAUACAGCUGGUCAGGAACGCUUUCGUUCCAUCACACAAAGUUAUUAUCGUUCAGCUCAUGCUUUAAUCCUAGUUUAUGACAUUUCUUGCCAGCCAACAUUUGAUUGCUUGCCAGAUUGGUUACGAGAAAUUGAAGAAUAUGCUAGCAGUAAAGUCUUGAGGAUAUUAGUUGGUAAUAAAAUAGACAGAGAGGACAGAGAAAUACCAGUUCAUGUAGGUGAAGAUUUUGCUUCAAGACAUAACAUGUAUUUUUUAGAAACAUCUGCCAAAGAAGCUGACAAUGUAGAAAAAUUGUUUAUGAAAAUUGCAGAAGAUUUGAUGCAGCAAGCUCGAAGUAAAGACCUAUUGCGUUAUGACAAAGACACUGCUAAUAUUACUGGGAAAACAUCAGUAAUAACUGAUUCCAACUGUUGCAGUCGUUUAACAUAAAGUUGUGUUGUAUAUCAACUUAUAAUUUAUCUGUUACGAGCUUUAAUAAUUGCUCCUCAGGUACCUUUUUAUUAUUGUAUGUAUUUAACAUCUAAAGAGAUUUAUAUAUGGUUGUGUUGACAGUUUCUCUUAUUAAUUUUUAAUGUUUCCUAAAGAAAACCAUAAAGACGUAAGCUUUUACAAUUAGGAAAUCAUACGUGAUAAGUUGAUUUUGUUACAAUUCCUUUUAUACUUUUAUAUAUAUACUUUUAAUGCAUUAACUAAACUUUAAGCAUAUCGUAGAAUAAAGUAAAUAAUAAUUAAUUUUUGCAAAAACUUUCUGUUAUUGUUGCACAUGGUAAAAAAGGUCUACUAUUUUUUUUUUAUCAUUGCUUCUCAAUUUUAAAUGUACCUGUUAAUUAAUUUUAAAAUGUUAACAAAAAAUAUACCAAUAAGAGUAAACCAACACAUCAAAACAGUUUUGUUUCUCCCAUUUUAAUGCUUUGCUUCUACAACGAAUCAGUGAAGAAAUUUAGGGCUUAUUUUCUUGAAGUUAGGUCUUGUUGUAAAAUUAAAAUUGGAUAUAACAAA